This is a messenger RNA of Spirometra erinaceieuropaei, 5723 nucleotides long. The record is from the annotation of a GenBank genome assembly. Lineage: Eukaryota; Metazoa; Platyhelminthes; Cestoda; Diphyllobothriidea; Diphyllobothriidae.
AUGAGCAUCCGGAGCCAGUUAACGGAAGACCGGAAGCCGCAUCUGCCACAGUUUCGCCCAAUAACACCCGAGUCUGUGCGACUAGCGGAGGAGCGAUACAGGCGUCAACUGCGGCGCGACAAGAAAGCCAGAAUGGCCAAAAAAGGUGCUGUUGCUGUCGAAAGUAUAAACAAUCUCAAUCGUUUACUGCAUGUUGUGAAUAGAUGUCACUUAAUGGUCACUUCUUCGGAAACAUAGUAUUUUUUCGGCAAAGGAGCUAGGCUGGGAGCUAGACCUUUAAUGCACUGUGCAAUGGCUGAUUAAGUCAGCUCUGUGUUACACAUUAUCAGCAGCCUGAUACAUCACCUCCCAUGGCAGCCGAUCAGGUCAGGACAUCGCAGUCUACAUAACUGGAACACCAACUAUGCAAAACUUAGACCGUGGGACGGAAAAUGCGUUCAGGGUCUGCCUUCGCUGACCCCAUGCGCGUACUUAGAGAGCUGCAGAGGCCACUACUUGUCACGGCUGUGCUAGAGCAAAAUAACAUCCCGGACGACUCGGUCUUCAACUUGGCUAAACAGAUGGGGGAGCGAGUACGGAGCACAUAGAUGAUCGAUAAGAUUAUCGAGUGGUUGUAUGACUUUUCUGUGGAGAGAGGAUGAGGAACGGAGCUUAGGUACCAGCAGCUCCAAUGGGAGACAGCAUUCUAAGCGCACAGCAUAUGCUAAACCUGGGCGUUCCCUGUUUGACACACCUUUCAGCUAAGGGUAGCCGAAACUUUUCGUCGGCUUUAGAGCGUCAGUCUAUGCAAUGUACAGGGUCAAUUUAAACCACACAUCGUCUCGGCUGAUUCAAUUCUUGGGCCGCAUUUUCGACUGUCGCUGACACACCAUGGUGUAUGUCUGCAGAAGGGCUUACCAAAUCCAAAAUUUCCUCAACGUUUUAAAGACUUGUGGUCCACGGAUGAUGACCUAUUGUUAUACUAGAGCGGACGUCGCAAUUCUCAUGAAACGAAAUUAUGUUACGUAGUUGACAGAUAGAUCGGCAUGUUACCCUUAUCCCCGCCAAACGCAUGAGAGCAGGCUACUCAUCAUGUGAUGGCAAUACAGGGUUUGAUAUGAAGUCGCAUGAGGGAGUGAUUAAAUAAAACGACUGAGUGGACCAUGAAGAUGACGCCUAGUAGGUGCAUGCCACCGUAGUGUUGCACAGCGAUCUGUGACCCAUUUAGGAGGCCCGUGCUAAGGAUCACAAGAGUUUGGAGGUUUGGUUACCGCUCUCACAAUCUUGAUUAGAUGGCCACUAGUUGUCCCCGUUUUGUAACAUUUCGGCAAGGUGAUCAUUACCGGGUGUUUUGCUAAUCGUCGGUUUCACUUUAGUGUGACAAAUCGCUAACCCAUUCUUGGAUAAUAUGUGAAGGUUCGAAAAACGACGCUGUGUUAAACAUAUGAGACCGUAAAUCAAUUGCAUGAUUUCUCCGUUUAACAUAACGCAUCCUACUAUCGUAGGCGCUUUAGUAACGAUAGUAACUGUCACACAUAAUUUCCGAUAAGUUAAACUUUUCAAAAAUUUUCGACUCAAGUUUAGAAGGGACGUUGAAAGCAACAUGGACGAGAAAUUUCGCCAAUCACGCUGAGACGCAGUGUUAUCUGUCUUAGGUACUUUACGUGGGUGAAAAGAAGAAGUGUAGGAAUGACGGGGAAAGCAACCAUAGAAAAAGUGGAUUUCGGUAAAAUGUUGCAAUCACCGAGGGGAAAGCACCGAUUGUCAAGUUUAACCUCAAUUCACUCCUCAUGAAUUUCUCAGUGACAGAGCUCCUUAUCGCUCUCAUCCUCAUCAUCCAUCGUGCAGUCUUAUUUCCAAUUUUUUACUAGCUUUAACAAAGAAUAGUAUGUUACAGAAUGAGACACCUUAGGAAAGUAAGAUUCAGGGCUGGAAACCGAUAAUCGUAUCAGCCAGAUGAAGUUUUACCCUUGUACCAAGACGGGACCUUCAGCUACUUUGUAAGAAUUUAGUGAGGUGUGUGUAGACUCUGAGAGGUAAGCACUUUUAUUCUAAAAAAGAGAAAACUUCAUAUUUUAUGCCUCAACAAAUGCAUAAUGCCUCAACUGUUAGCGGUGCACAAAAAGCUUUAGGUGCGGACUUGCUUAGUAAGCCUGCGCUUUAUGAGCCAAAACAUUACCCUUUAUGGACGGAGUUGUUGGGUAGCGGAAUCGAUGUUCUCGCGGCCAAAUACCAAAGACCAAGGCUUGAAACCGGCGCGCCAUUACAGAAGCCAUUGGUCGUUUAGAUGAAAUUGAACUAAAUGCGAUGAUUUGAAGUCGAAUGGUAUGUGCGCCAAUAUAAACAUAAACUCAACUUCACUAAUAAAUCGAAUGUUCUCAACUAUAGGCCUGACUAUUUACAAAAUGGUAGUCUUAACCUACGCCCUCAAUACUAAAAUUCUAUCAAAGUGAAUGUCCUCAAUAACAGUUAAACUGUGUCGGUUGCAGUUGCAGCACAGAGUUCGUGAGCAUAUACCUCAUUCCAUGUUACCCGUCAAAAGAAACUUUUGAAGUUCAUCAUUAGCAUUCUCUUCCCCCAACUGAGGCGAAAGAGGGAAACAUCCGAAUGCUCUAUUCUUGAUGACAAAUAUUUUUUAGAGAAACAAAGAACGCGUCGCCGGAGAAAAGAAUGGUUGCAAAAUGUAAUAGAAAAGGGCGAAAUGAAUAUCGAUGAGGAGGAAGAACCUGAAGAUGGUAUCCGUGCGACCUCCAUUGCAUUAAUUUCGACAGAUGCAGUCAGCGAAACGCUCGAUCAGGGUCGUACGCAACCGGGGGCUAAAAGAGUUAAAACAACGAAAGCCCUUGAGGAGGAUCGAGAAAUUAAGGAAGAUGAGGACGAACCGGAGCUGCCUGAAAAGCCUAGCCUAAUCUUCGCCACAGGAAAGAAAUUGAUCCCCCCUUUGAGUAACAGAUUCUGUUCCAGACGAUACACCGGCACCCCGCUGGAAGAGAUGGACGACUUCUACAGGAAUAAAAGGGUAAGUCAGAAGUUAUGGUUGGUUUCGAGCCAACGCCUUGGUUCAGUAUACGGUUGCAUUUUGCUGUGGGAAAUUCGAAAGGGAUGAUAUUGGAAUUUACUUACUUUCGUGUUACUGGACGUAAUGAGGAAAAUAACAUUGUAUUUUGACACACAUUACCAUUUGGGCGGUAAUCAGUAGUCAUGGUAACUGCGAACAAACACUGAUUGCAUAUUGAACGACAUAGCUGGUUAGGUUCGAUCUGAGCGCAGCAGUGGACUUGACAGUGAGAGACAAAAUCUAUACGUAUGGCACCUUAGAUCGAUAACUGAUAUCUCAUUAACAGGCUGGAUAAGUAGAUUAUAAGUGGUAGUUCAAACUCCCCAUCAAAAGGCACGCUAUAUGAAUGCCUGUCGAAGCGUCGAAGUAUCAAACGAGAAUCAUUGUUAACAGAGGAAAACCAAUGCAUGUAUAUAAUACAUGAGCAACAGGCCAGACGCAGACAGCUGUUUCACGGUCAUUACCGAUCAUGAGUACGUCAUAGGCCUUAUGAGGUGAGGUAUAUACGCAUGUCUGAGACUGGCCUCUUGCACUCUUAGCGAGCUGCCUAUGUAUUGUAUGUGGUAUGUGUCCUAUGGCAUAGCAUUCGUUGUCGCCAGUAGCAAGCUGGAGGGUGGACAGAAUGGGAUCGAGUGAGAUCCUAACCACAACAUAGAGGGUCAAACGCCCACUUGACAUGCAUAUAUAUAUAUAUAUAUUGACGUGAUCGAAUCAACAACGGCGAGUUAAAAGUCAUGACUGGGGAGGUUGCCGACUGACGGGAUGGCUCGGUCUAGGUGGGAGUCUCUGGAGAACUGAGGGUCAGACAUCAUUGCCUGCUCAAUGUGGCCUCAAUGGCACCCCCACUGGUGUGAGGCCCGAGUUCACCUUACUGUAUUCUGUUACAUGUGGUGGGGACCGAGUCGUGUGUGACACAUUUAGACUGUUUGCUUAGCCUUGCCAGCCUCCAAACACCCGCGUCCACCUCCGGUCGGUUUGCACUUUCUUGCCGUCUGAUCCAGGUGGAUGAGACAGGAGUGCAGUAGAUACGUGCAAGUCUCCCCCACUAUAAACUAAUUCACGCGCAAAUCUUGUGCGCUGCGCCUACUCCGUGGGGUGCAAUGUUGAUGUCGUCGUCCGCGAUGGUCGAACUGUCAAUGCAACUUAUAGGAAAAAUAUUGUACUCGCUCGUUCUCAUGCAUCCGUUUUAGUGGGGCUUAGAAGUUCAAAAGCCAUACCUCUAGAACUUGACGACCAUGAGGAAGGUGGGCCAAUUUUUUCAGGUUGGUAAUGUGAUCAAGUGGACAGUAGAAUUCUGCAGAAAGUGAGCGCGGUCCAAGCAAUGUGGCUGAAAACUUUUACAGGUUAUGCUAGAUACAUUUUAAAAUCUAUACUAAAUUAACCUAAGUAAAGCUCUUCACCGAAUUUUACUUUUGAUGAUGGCGUAUUUGCGUUAUACGGGGUCAUUUCUAGUUGCUUAAAAUCUGCCGUUAAAAGUACUAAUAACAGCUGUCAACGAAAGUGAACGAAGUUAGUUGUGCCCAUUCGCCUAAAGUUCUGUUUGAGACGUGCCAUCUCGGGUUUCCGAAACGUUGACCUGUUUAAGGCUGUAUCCCCAUCUCAGCUAAUUAGGACAGAACUAUUCAGUAUAAAAGAUAACUUGAAGGUCUUUUUCGCAUUAUAGAGUUUUGUCGUAAUAAGCGGGGACAAAACAAUAUUUCGUCUGAGCCUUACUCCCUCACUCUUCGUCUUUGGUCCAUUCAAUCCGAUAAGAUUGGCGGCCAUCUAUGCCAUGGUUCAUCCAUAUCCUUUUCCAACUCUUCAUAAGGCCUGCUCUGCUUUUUGAUUUACAUUUAGAGCUAUUUUGCCAGAUUUUAUUCGUUUCUUGAGCCAUACUAGUGAACAUGUACUACUUUUCUAUUCUGACGUACGUAUCUUGAGAAAAUAGCAGGCUGCAAAACGCUUCAAGAAGACGUAACACUGUCUGGUCGUCAAACAGACUUCGUUCAAAAAACCAGCAAACUGACAGACCACUGGCCGCGCAAUAUGCAGUAGUAUUCGCCUUGUCCAGUUCCCGCUUCAACUUCUCAAGCUGUCAUUUUAAUGGCGUCAGUCUGUUAAGCUGUAAGUCUCGUAUUUUUAUCCUGGCCAAUUUUCCUAUUCAUUCGUAUCACCAUUUCUCCUUAACUCAUCUAAUCGCCGGGAAUUCUGGAACUUCCACAAUGUUCAGCAUGGUCGUCCUCACAGCGAUUCUCGUAAAUUGUGUGUUUAUGGCCUUAAACGACUCCUCAAAACUUGUUGAGUAAGUCGCACACCCUCUUGCUGAUAUACAUGCAUCUUUGUCCGAAUAGGCAUUUCUCCACUAACUGUUGAGAGGUCGUGCCAAGGUAGUUUGGAAAGCAGCCGUCAUGCCUUCAGCGUAGUGAAAGUGGUGCCAGUGUACAUCACUCGCUUUGGUUUAAUAUGAUUUCAGAUGCAAGCCAGUGAUACAAAAUAAUGUGUACACCAACGGGUAGCUGGAAUUAAAUAAUACAUAUCAGGCGCAUAUUUUGUAUUUUGUUCGAUAGACAGUCUUUCCUCGUUACUAAUUCUCUUCAUUUAGUCCACUGAUGCUCUAUCUCUCUCCCUCUCUCCCUAGACUUGUAUUUACAGUCUUCUACACCUGCGAAGCCUGCAUCAAGGUGAUCGCCUGCGGCCUCAUCAUUGA